Molecule: messenger RNA, 1336 nt
Organism: Pomacea canaliculata
Lineage: Eukaryota; Metazoa; Mollusca; Gastropoda; Architaenioglossa; Ampullariidae
Product: copper chaperone for superoxide dismutase-like
Biological process (GO): removal of superoxide radicals
Molecular function (GO): copper ion binding
Source: RefSeq, a predicted model, not a curated record
CCUUGUGACGUUGUGCCCACACUUUGAUGACGUAGAGACAAUAUGGCGGAACAAACCAGAAUGGAAUUUGCUGUUCAGAUGACUUGUCAGUCCUGUGCAGAUGCAGUUUACAAGGCACUUAGUGGAAAGCCAGGUGUGCAGUCUGUGGACAUCAAACUACAGUCGGAACAGGUCAUUGUAAAAACUUCUUUGCCGACAGAUGUAAUUAAGUCCAUGAUUGAAUCGACAGGCCGAGUGGCAGUUUUGCAGGGAUUUGGGGGAACGUCUGGUCUGCACCUAGGAGCAGCAGUGGCUGCUAUGGAUGUUGGUGCCAAGGAAAUACGAGGUGUUGUGCGAAUGGUACAGACCUCAGAAGACAGUUGUUUAUUUGAAGGAACGGUAGAUGGCCUCCCACCUGGUCACCAUUCUCUGUGUGUGCAUGAGAAAGGAGACAUAUCUGAUGGUUGUACAAGCUGUGGGGAUGUGUUUGGUGCAGGAGAGACUGAAAAGGCAAAAGGAAUACUGCAGGAACUUGAGGUGGGGGAAAGCGGUCAUGCCACAUUUCAAUUUAGUAACAAACAGCUGAAGGUCUGGGACCUGAUUGGUCGCUCCCUUAUUAUUCAUAAGGGUUCACAGAUGAACAGUGUUAACAACAGACUUGUGUGUGGCAUCAUUGCACGCUCAGCAGGACUGUUUGAGAAUUCCAAACGCCUUUGUACCUGUGAUGGCGUUAGCAUCUGGGAAGAGAGAAAUAGACCUGUAGCUGGAGAAGGCCGGAGGCAGGAAUCAAAGAUUUAGUCAUGUGCCGCAGUUUUUGCCUUUGAGGACCAGUGCUUGAAGUCAUUCCUGCAGCCUGGAUUAACUUGGCGGCUCCAGGUGUCUCAUUGACACAUGACCUUUGAGCUCAUCAGUACUGGAUUAACAUGACGGCUUCAGGUGUGGAAUGGACCUUUGAGCUCUGUCUAUUGAUGUUACAGUUGUUCCACUGGAUGCAUUAUGUUAAACAUGAAUGGUUAAGCAGAUAAUUUUCUAUGCUUUUGAGGCACCAAGUCUGAAAUCAGACCUAAAGCAAGAAUAUAUGUUACAAAGAUACGCAAUGUGGUUGAUUUGUUUGCCAAAGUAACUGCAGUAAUUUUGUUAAAUGAAAAUUCCUUUGUUUGAAAGUUCUUCAGACAGUGAAGUUCAUUUGUUUUCUUUGCUUAUUCAGAAAAAUAAAUGCCUUAAAUUUGUGCUUACAAUGAUAAAGGCCUUACAAUUUGUGCAUAAAAUACCAGCAAGUUGGAAACGACAUUCAUGUAGAACAUUGUUAUGUAUAGCAGAAAAGACGACUCAGAAAUAUAAAGUUCUGCGCAAGGUA